Colletotrichum graminicola M1.001 is the source of this 672-nucleotide messenger RNA. RefSeq lists its product as uncharacterized. The transcript has 2 exons. NCBI's taxonomy places the organism in Eukaryota, Fungi, Ascomycota, Sordariomycetes, Glomerellales, Glomerellaceae. Bases 329 to 436 code for a protein of 35 amino acids. The record is from RefSeq and is a predicted model, not a curated record.
AUCACCAUUAAAGCGCAUUGUCUGUGCAAAGCAUACACUUUUUCGGCUUUUGUGACCAAGUCUACUCUUCCGCUCAUGGCUGUGUGCUGUCACUGCACAUCUUGCCGUCGCCUUACUAGGUCGGUCACUCAUUCUAGAUGCGCAAAAUGGCCUAAUCCCUCUGAAGACCUUUCUGGCCUCAAGAAAUACUCGUACAGCAAGCACACCGACGUCUUCUUCUGUGGAACUUGUUCAUCCAAGCUUUGCGACUCGUGCCGCCUGACAUACGGUUCGGAUGUGUCGGCCUGGACUUAUCCAGCAUGCCCCCUAGCCCACAUUGGGUUUGCCUAUGGUGACGAGUCGGCUUCCGGACUGUCCGACUUCCCAAAAACAGUCGCAGCCCUCGAACAAGCAGUUUCUCCCGCUGAAAAGAAAGACCCCUGCCUUGCGACACUAGCGGUGUACAACAGCUCCACAGACUUAGAGCAGUACCUAAAUGUAUUCUACGCUGUUCAUGACCGCGAAGACAUGAACGACAUUGCGAUCGGCCUGUUGGACCAUCCCGACGGUGCUCGCGCCAAAGGACCACUAGCUUGGUCUUACGGCAAGGUCGGGUGGGAAGCUGAUGUGGCUGGAGGAUGGCGAGAGGAGCUUGUUGGUUUAGUGAAGACCCUUUCGAAAGAGUGGGCUGUC